AUGGAAGAUGAGAUUGCAAAGGCCCAAGCAAACUUCGAAGCUGGCCCAACGCCACGACAUCGGGCCGAGAUUAACAAGAACAUUGCCGAAUACAUCCUAUUACUCAAAAUGGAGGAAGAUUUCUGGCGACAAAAGGCGGCCUUGAGGUGGCUUGCGGAGGGAGAUAGAAACUCCAGAUUCUACCAAAGUUGGGUGAAACAGAAAAGGGUCAAGUUGAGAAUCCACUCCAUCUACGCAAAUGGCCAAGAGAUCACAGAUGAAGAUGAGAUUCGAAAGUCGGCAGUGGAGUUAUUCCAGGGUCUCCUGGCUCCGGACAACCCGGUCCCGGAUCUGGAUGAGGUGAAGAGAGCACUUUUUGAGAUAUCCGGGGAUAGCGCACCCGGGCCGGACGGAUUUUCAGCCACGUUCUAUCAAGCGUGUUGGCCGAUAGUUGGUCGGGAUGUUGUGGAAGCGAUUGCACAGUUUUUCAAUGGGGCUUACCUUCCCCGAAGCGUCACGGCCACAAACAUCGUGCUCAUCCCAAAGAAGGCUUCACCCGAGACAUGGGCUGACUAUCGCCCUAUUAGCCUCUGUAAUGUCUUUAAUAAGAUCAUCACCAAAGUACUAACGGCUAGACUCGCACCUUAUUUGCCACAGGUCAUUUCCCCCAACCAAUCUGGGUUUGUGAAGGGACGGCUAUUGAACGACAACGUCCUCCUCGCCCAAGAGAUGUUCCAUGAGAUUGCUAGGUGCUCCCCGGCCCCGAACGUGGCGAUUAAGAUUGAUAUGGCCAAGGCGUAUGACAUGAUCCAGUGGGACUUUCUUAUCAAAGUUCUCUGUCGCAUGGGCUUCCCGGAGGCCUGGAUUAGCCUUAUUGAGAGGUGCGUUGGUUCCUGCUGGUUCUCAGUUCUUAUGUGCUGGGACGAAAUGUGCUGCCCCACCAACGAAGGAGGGCUUGGAAUUCGUAAGUUCAAGGACGUGCUGCGAGCCUUCAACAUUAAAUUGUGGUGGCGAUUCCGAGAGCAGACCUCUCUAUGGGCACGCUACAUGAUGUGUAAGUACUGUUCAACAUCCUCACCUCUCACCACGAAAACAUCGGGAAGGAGUAGCCCAACGUGGAAGAGGUUGACCAGAGCCUGGGCCCAGGCACACCCGCACAUUCGAUGGAUUGUUGGGGCUGGAAGGAUCUAUUUCUGGGAUGAUAUUUGGUUGGGCAAUGAGCCACUUAGGGGGCUAUGCAUUGACGAUAGGGGCAGCCCUAGUACGCCCGUCGCGGAGUUUAUCAAGGGAGGUGCUUGGGAUGAACCUAAAUUGCAGCUACUACAUGACCAGGCUGGCCUCCCACAAAAGAUUGUGACUGAUAUCCUCAACACCCCGAUUCUCUCCGGGGAGCCGGAUAUUCCGAGAUGGACGCUAUCCCGACGUGGUGAGUUUUCACUAGCCUCGACCUGGGAAGCACUCCGGGUGCCAAGGCCCAUCAUUCAAAGACUUGAAGAUAUUUGGAAGGCAGGCCUCACUACAACCAUUCCCAUCUUUAUUUGGAGGCUCCUGUCUAACCGUAUUCCAGUCGACUCGAAGCUCCAAUGGCGGAAGAUCGAGCUGGCGUCCAAGUGUCAAUGCUGCCCUCACAGACCACACACUGAGUCCCUACAACACCUCUUCAUCCAAGGAGUGGGCGCGUCAAAGGUGUGGAGGGAAUUUGAUGGGUGGUUCGAAGGCUCCUCCCCACCUCUUCGGAUCAACGAUACCAUCCCAACUAGGCUCGAAGUAUGGGGGACAAGAUUACAGCAACCAGGUAGGAAACACCUUAGCCGUCUCAUGCCUUACCUUAAUCCUUUGGUUUAUCUGGGCAGAAAGGAAUAG
Messenger RNA from Salvia splendens (bonfire salvia), 1842 nucleotides. RefSeq lists its product as uncharacterized. The record is from RefSeq and is a predicted model, not a curated record. The transcript is spliced from 2 exons. NCBI's taxonomy places the organism in Eukaryota, Viridiplantae, Streptophyta, Magnoliopsida, Lamiales, Lamiaceae. The coding region runs from base 1 to 1842 and encodes 613 amino acids.